GGACCAUGCCGCCGGGCGCCGCUUGACGAGGCUCCGCGCCCGGCAUGAGCAUCCCCGGCGGGGCAGGGGCAGGGCGGCCGCUGCACCUGCACGCUCCGCGCCCGGGGCUGCAGCGGCGGGAUGGCGGCGGCGGACUGCUGCGUGAAGGUGGCGCUGCGGAUCCGUCCUCAGCUGUCAAAAGAGAAGAUUGAAGGAUGCCACAUUUGCACCUCAGUAACGCCAGGGGAGCCCCAGGUGUUGCUGGGAAAGGACAAGGCCUUCACCUAUGACUUUGUCUUUGACCUGGAAACGUGGCAGGAACAGAUCUAUACUACUUGUGUUGGCAAGCUCAUAGAGGGCUGCUUUGAAGGCUACAAUGCAACUGUGCUGGCAUAUGGACAGACUGGCGCUGGUAAGACGUACACAAUGGGCACUGGCUUUGACAUGAACAUUUCUGAUGAGGAGCAGGGGAUAAUCCCACGUGCUAUCUCCCACCUCUUCAGUGGCAUCGAGGAGCGCAAGCGGGCAGCACAGGACCAAGGCGUGGCAGCCCCGGAGUUCAAAGUCAGCGCCCAGUUUCUAGAGCUGUACAAUGAGGAGAUCUUGGACCUGUUUGACAGCGCCAGGGACCCUGACUCCCGCCACCGGAAAUCCAACAUCAAAAUCCACGAGGAUACUAAUGGUGGGAUCUACACGACUGGUGUCACCUCACGCCUCAUCAACACGCAGGAUGAGCUGAUCCAGUGCCUGAAGCAGGGGGCUCUGUCCCGCACAACAGCCAGCACCCAGAUGAAUGUCCAGAGCUCCCGUUCCCAUGCUAUCUUCACCAUCCACUUGUGCCAGAUGAGAGUCUGUGCCCGCCCAGACCUGGUGAAUGGGGAAGUGAUCUGCCCCCCAGACGGACCCCAGCCCACCAAUGAAUAUGAGACCCUCACUGCCAAGUUCCAUUUUGUCGACCUGGCUGGCUCAGAGAGGCUGAAGCGGACGGGUGCAACAGGCGAGAGAGCCAAGGAAGGGAUCUCCAUCAACUGUGGUCUGCUGGCCUUGGGAAAUGUCAUCAGUGCCCUUGGAGACCAGAGCAAGAAAGUGGUGCAUGUGCCCUACCGAGACUCGAAGCUGACUCGACUCCUCCAGGACUCCCUUGGGGGGAACAGCCAAACCGUCAUGAUUGCUUGUGUGAGCCCCUCAGAUCGGGACUUCAUGGAGACCCUGAAUACACUCAAGUAUGCCAACCGGGCCCGCAACAUCAAGAACAAGGUGGUGGUGAAUCAGGACAAGACCAGCCAGCAGAUCAGCGCCCUGAGGGCUGAGAUCGCCCGCCUCCAAAUGGAGCUCAUGGAGUACAAAGCGGGUAAGCGCGUCAUCGGGGAGGACGGCUCUGAGGGCUACAGCGACCUGUUCCAUGAGAACGCCAUGCUCCAGAAAGAGAACAACACUCUGCGCAUGCGGGUGAAAGCAAUGCAGGAGGCCAUAGAUGCCAUCAACAACAGGGUCACCCACUUGAUGAGCCAGGAGGCCAAUCUGAUCCUGGCCAAGGCAGGUGACGGCAAUGAGGCCAUUGGUGCCCUGAUCCAGAACUACAUCCGGGAGAUCGAGGAACUCAGGACAAAGCUCUUGGAGAGUGAGUCCAUGAACGAGUCUCUCCGCCGCAGCCUGUCCCGUUUCUCCUCGCGGCCCCCAUACUCCCUGGGGUCAUCUCCAGGGCCGGGCCUGGGUGUGGUAAGCAGCCCUAUUGCUUCUGUGGAGACAGAGGCCUCUGAUGUCCUCCGACGGGCCAAGCAGGACCUGGAACGGCUGAAGAAGAAGGAGAAGAGACAACAACGGAAAAGCCCAGAGAAGGAAGCGUUUAAGAAGAGGCAGAAGCUGCUUCAGGACAAUGGGGAGGAGACGGAUGAGAACGAAGUGGAGGAGGAGGAGGAAGAGCGGGAUGAAAGUGGCUGUGAGGAAGAGGACGGGCGUGAGGACGAAGACGAGGAUUCAGGCAGUGACGAGAGCCUGGUGGACUCUGAUUCUGAUCCCGAGGAGAAGGAAGUGAAUUUCCAAGCUGACCUGGCUGACCUGACCUGUGAGAUUGAGAUCAAGCAGAAGCUGAUAGAUGAGCUGGAGAACAGCCAGCGGCGCCUGCAGACUCUCAAGCAUCAAUAUGAGGAAAAGCUGAUCCUGCUACAGAACAAGAUCCGGGACACACAGCUAGAGAGGGACCGGGUCCUGCAGAACCUCAGCACCAUGGAAUGCUACACAGAGGAGAAGGCCAACAAGAUCAAGGCCGACUAUGAGAAACGGCUGAAGGAGAUGAACCGGGACUUGCAGAAGCUGCAAGCAGCCCAGAAGGAGCAUGCCCGCCUGCUCAAGAACCAGUCCCGCUAUGAGCGGGAGCUGAAGAAGCUGCAGGCUGAGGUGGCAGAGAUGAAGAAAGCAAAGGUGGCACUGAUGAAGCAGAUGCGGGAGGAGCAGCAGCGGAGGCGGCUGGCGGAGACCAAGAGGAACAGGGAGAUUGCCCAGCUGAAGAAGGAGCAGCGCAGGCAGGAGUUUCAGAUUCGGGCUCUGGAGUCCCAGAAACGCCAGCAGGAAAUUGUGCUGCGAAGGAAGACUCAGGAGGUCUCAGCCCUGCGUCGCCUGGCCAAACCUAUGUCGGACCGUGUUGCUGGGAGGACAGGUCAUAAGCUGGCAGUGAUGGACUCAGGGGUAGAGGUUUCUGCCAGCACCACUUCAUCGGAACCGGAGUCCGGGUCACGCUCUGUCUCCAGCAUUGUGCGCCAAUGGAACCGGAAAAUCAACAACUUCCUGGGAGACCCUUCACCCUCCCUGAAUGGCGCCCGGCCUGUCAGGAAGAAGUUCCCAAAGAAGGGGAUGAGCCAGACCUUCAACAAGGCGGCUCGGCUCAAGUGGCAGUCAUUGGAGCGGCGUAUCUUUGACAUUGUCAUGCAGAGGAUGACCAUCGUCAACCUGGAGGCAGACAUGGAGCGCCUGAUCAAGAAACGGGAGGAACUGUCCCUGUUGCAAGAGGCACUGCUGGGGAAGAGGGAGAAGCUGCAGGCCGAGAGCCCUGAGGAGCAGAAGGGCCUGCAGGAGCUGAAUGAGGAGAUUGAAGCACUGACAGCCAACAUAGACUACAUCAACGACAGCAUCUCUGACUGCCAGGCCACUAUCAUGCAGAUCGAGGAGACCAAGGAAGAGCUGGACUCUAUCGACACUUCAGUGGUGAUCAGCUCCUGCUCCUUGGCUGAGGCACGUCUCCUGCUGGACAACUUCCUCAAGGCCUCGAUUGAUAAGGGGCUGCAGGUGGCUCAGAAAGAAGCCCAGAUCCGCCUGCUGGAGGGGCGCCUGAGGCAGACAGACGUGACCAGCUCCUCUCAGAACCACGUGAUCCUGGACGCCUUGCGGGAGAAGGCAGAGUCUCAUCCUGAGCUGCAGGCGCUCAUCCACAAUGUGCAGCAAGAGAAUGGCUAUGCCAGCACAGAUGAGGAGAUCUCGGAGUUCAGCCUGGCCUCAGAGGGGAGCUUCUCCCAGUCUUUCUCCAUGAAGGGCUCGGCCAGCCAGGAUGACUUCAAGUUUAAGGGGGAACCCAAGCUCUCGGGACAGAUGAAGGCUGUGUCAGCUGAGUGCCUGGGGCCCACACUGGACAUCUCCACCAAGAACAUCACCAAGUCCUUGGCAUCCCUCAUGGAGAUUAAGGAGGAUGGGAUUGGCUUCUCCAUCCAGCAUCCUUACUACAAAGAGAAGGUGUCCCGCACCAUCAGCCUGCCCACCCGUGGGAGCACCUUCCCAAGGCAGUCCCGCGGCUCUGACACCUCACCUCUGACCAGGAGGAAAUCCUAUGACCGUGGACAGCCUGUCAGGACUUCGGAUGUUGGCUUCACUCCUCCCUCAUCCCCUCCCACCAGGCCACGAAAUGACCGCAAUGUCUUCUCCCGGCUCACGAGCAGCCAGAGCCAGGGGUCUGCGCUGGACAAGUCUGAUGACAGCGAUUCCUCUGUCUCGGAGGUGCUGAGGGGCAUCAUUAAUCCAGUGGGUGGUGCCAAGAGUGCCCGGACAGCCCCACUGCAGUGCGUCUCCAUGGCAGAGGGACACACCAAGCCUGUUCUCUGCCUGGAUGCCACUGAUGAGCUGCUCUUCACUGGAUCCAAAGACCGGAGCUGCAAAAUGUGGAACCUGGUGACAGGCCAGGAAAUCGCCUCCCUGAAAGGCCACCCCAACAACGUGGUGUCCAUCAAGUACUGCAGCCACACAGGGCUGGUGUUCACAGUGUCCACCUCCUACAUCAAGGUGUGGGACAUCCGGGAUUCUGCCAAGUGCAUCCGCACCCUCACAUCUUCGGGCCAGGUGAUCUCUGGAGAUGCCUGCGCCAGUACCACCACUCGUACCAUCACCAGUGUACAGGGGGAACACCAAAUCAACCAGAUCGCGCUCAACCCCACCGGCACCAUGCUCUAUGCAGCCACGGGCAACUCUGUCCGCAUUUGGGAGCUGAGCAGAUUGCAGCCUAUCGGGAAGCUGACUGGGCACAUUGGGCCUGUGAUGUGUCUCACGGUGAAUCAGACUGCAAGCAACCAUGACUUGGUCGUCACUGGAUCCAAAGACCACUAUGUCAAGGUGUUUGAGAUUGCGGAAGGCAUGGCGGGUAACAUCGGCCCCACUCAUAACUUUGAGCCCCCCCACUACGAUGGCAUUGAAUGUCUGGCCAUCCAGGGAGACGUCCUCUUCAGCGGCUCCAGAGACAACGGGAUAAAGAAAUGGGACCUGGAGCAGCAGGAGCUCACCCAGCAAAUCCCGAAUGCACACAAGGACUGGGUUUGUGCCCUGGCUUUCGUCCCUGGCCGCCCCAUGCUGCUGAGUGCCUGCCGCGGAGGCCUGGUGAAGGUCUGGAACGUGGAUAACUUCACACCUGUUGGGGAGAUCAAGGGGCAUGACAGCCCCAUCAAUGCCAUCUGCACCAACUCGAAGCACAUAUUUACUGCCUCCAGUGACUUGACAGUGAAGCUCUGGAGCAGGAGAAGGUCAUUGAACAGCACAAUCUAGGAGCUGCCAAGAGACGAGUCCCGGGGACUCCUGUAUCCUGAGAGGGGAAAGGUCUCAGCCUUUUCCCUGGCCAUCAGGCCACUUUGUUUGCAAGGUGUGGGAGUGGUCUAGGCCCCAGUUGGUAGUUCUGACCUCUUGCAGUUUCUGGGACGGAAGACAUCCUGUCUGGUACUUCAUGCCCUACCAGCUCCUGUGAUUGGGGAGCUCUGUGUGGGGUGGUCCGUCCCUUCCUGCCUCCAUGCUGGACUUUGUCAAUGCAUAGGGAUUCCCAGUGACCAGAGCUAGAGCCAGAAAUUGCUUCAUAACCAGCAAAGCCAAGAAUCCUGAUGGUAUCACUUCUAUCUGCUCCCUUCUGCCCACAGCUCAUUCAGCACCAGAAUAAGCCCCCACAUCGCUGGCUGCAGUAGUGAGAUUUUUCCUACAUGUGCGAUGAGAUCAGUUUACCAGCAUCCAUCUUGCUGUCCCCUGCACCUUUUGGGGGCCUGGGCUCAUUCAUAGCUUUGGGGCUAGUUUCCCUUGGAGCUAUUGAAAAAAAAUCUCCCGGCACGCCUAAUUGUCCAGCAGAGCUGGGUUCUGCUGGCUGGUACCAAAACAUGGAGAGGACUUUUACAAUGCCCAGAGAUGUCUUGGACUGCCUCAUUGCCAUGUUUGGGAGCAUCCCCAGUAUAGAAGUGCUACUGUGGAUGGAGCUACCUCUAGGGACCACCUCCAAGCCAUGAUGCUGUGCCAGGGCUCUGCAGAUCUUUGGACAGCAGAACCUUUCUGUGUCUCUGAAUGAAAUCCAUGGGCCCCGGGUGAUCAGAGACGUCUGAACCUGACAACUACACCCAAACUCCUAGCUCGUUCUGGGCACUGCCUUUCCCUUGUGCUGCAUGUAUAAACGGAAAGCAGGUGGCAGGCCUGAAAAAUGCCUUUCUGACACCUCUCCUCUUGCACAAGGAAAAGUGCAACUAGAAGCUGUAUUCACUGGUGGUCCCCUCGUGUCCAGCGGAGCCUUAAUUGUAUAGCUAGCCAGUUUGAUAGAUCUUGUGCUCCUCGCUGUCUGGUUGGACAUGCAGCUUGGCCACCUCUGCUCUGCACCCGUGUAGCAGAUGCAACCAAGGUCUAUUCUAGCUGCUGCUGGAAAGGGUAUUUCUACUGUUUUUAUAUUGGAUUUCAUAAGCAUUUUUAACCACCCUCAGUGUUGGGGAUCCUUGGUAGCUUGGACAAGUGUUAGUGUUGGUGAAAGGAUGAAGAGCCACGUGGUAAAGUUAUUUAGGUACCUGAUUUCUCUCAGCUCUUUGCAUUCUCUCACUGGAGGUUUUUAGAUUUGUUUGGAUUCCUGCUCUCCCAGGACAUAAGUCUCAGUUCAAGAGGUCUGGGACUAGAGCAGGGCCUGAAGGAUAGGGAGGAAGAAAUGUUAUGGUCAGGAGAGAGGUGUUUUUGCAGAGCUGGUAGGCGGGGAGUGCUCUGGACUGCAAACUGUGCAAGGCUGGUAUGCUGCUGGAGAAGGGUAAAGCCUGAACAAAUGGAGGGGUCUGUCCAGGACACUGGGAUUACCAUCCAGCUGGGGUGGGGCAGGAGUUGCAUAGCACUUGCAUGUUGUUUACCCAUGCUGUUGUUUUAGCACCAGCCAUCAAGUUUGCCCCGGACUUGAGCUCCACAUGGGACAAAUUCCAUUAGGCCCCCUCACCCCCUUUUUGUCCCUUCCACCAUGUUUGGACUCGCGUUCAUCCCAGACAUUUGUAGCUUGUUGUCAGCAGCCAUCACAGGCAUGUAGUGUCCCUUAGACUUAUGCUCCCACAAGGAGGCAGGAUCCCCUUCACCGGUAUCUUCUGCUACCUUUGUCUCUCCUCCCCUUCAAACAGCUACCUACUAUGAGUCCCAACCCCAUGUGAUUGCAACCUGCAUUCGCCAAGGACGUCUGCAUUCAGGAGCUCAAUGUAUCAUCCCUUUUGCUCUGGCUGAACCCUUCUUGCAAUGUAGUCAUGAAAUGAGCCAAAGGAAGUCUCAGCAGAUUGGCCCUUUCUUCCUCUGCUCAUCUAGCAUAACCCCAGAUGUUACAUAAGAAGCAAUUUUUGGAUGCUCGCUUUAAGGAUUUAUUCCUGUAGUUGUUUUGUGGGUUGUUGAAGCACUGAUUCUUCUUCCUGUGAUCCCAUCAGCUAUGGACUGCAUGUUCUCCAUUGGUAGGGGUGCCAGGACCUUCAUACUUUUCUCUAAAUUUGUAGGAUAUUUUUCUCGUGGCUUCCCUCUAUGUGGGAAUUUGAAGGAGAGCACCUGCGCGCCUCAUGCUGCAGAUUUGACCUACCUUAAAACUCUUAUGAACAGGACAGGGAAAUCUUCCUGAACUCUAAGCACUGGGGGGGCUCCUAAAAUAUUUGUUUUGUCUUUAAAAUAUUCAACUGCUGCAUCUUCACAGAAGGAAACGAUGACUUUGUAUUGUUGAGCUCUACAAAAACAUUGCUUCUUCCUUCCUUUGCUGGACAAAUUAAGAAGUAUCCUCAACCUCUGCAUAUCAGCAGGACCAAGGCUGCCUCUGCACUUUGACACAUUGUUCAUGCCCAUUCAGUCUCUGAGCAUCUUGGAUGAGAAGCUCCCAGGUCUUGCCAGAAUCCUGGUUCUGGUGAGAUCUCAAUACAAAAAAGUUGGAUCAAUUUGGAUCCACGUCUCCAAAACCACUCUUUGUUCCCACGACUCCUACCACCAGCUCAAGGAAGUGUCUCCAGUUCUCUGUUGGUGCCCGGGAAGAUUUUGGUGUCAGCAUGGAUUGCAGUUACUCACUUGUGCUCUGUUCCGCCCACAAAACUCGUGGUAAUUGGAGAGAAAAACAUCUACAGUCUUCAGGUGGGACAGAAUUAAACAGGCUGGGAAUGGACAGAUGGAUUCUCCAAACGGUGAGAAGAGUAACAAUACAUGGGACCUUGUCUGAGAAGAGGAUGUGAUGGUGGGCCCUGACCUUUGGGCAGUUCAGGAACCUCCUGCCCCGUGUAUGUAAUAGGUGGGUGUUGGGUGGGCAGGGGCCCUGGAUGUUGUCUAGUGUCUUGGACCCCAUUUUCCUUCUGGUUGACACCCCAUCAUUCACACCUGCACAAGCUGGAUGUCAAACGGAGCUGCUCUGAUAGAGGAGCAUUUUACGUGCCCUUUGCCUUACCAAGUGCAGCCAUCUUUAAAAGGGGAUCAGAUGGGAAGGGCUCCAGGCACAGGCAUCUUGGGUCCUGUGGGGUUUUCCUUUAAUCCUCCACAUCCUGGACCAGAUCCCAUUGAAAAGUCUCCCAUUGAUUUCAGUGGGUUCAGGCCCACACUGGAGAUCGCAGGAGGAAGGAAGCAUCCAGCUGUGUGUUGCAGGGGCAGCCUGCUGGGAUUGCCAAUUAUUUUGCUUGCAGCUUGAUCCCCAGCCAUGCUGAGCACUCUCCACUCUGUGUUGAGGAUGCAUGAUGUGCUGCAGGACCAAGUACUCAAUGGGUGGAUGGGUCUCAUUCUCUUUUGGCUUAAGGGCCCCACACAUCUCAUGGCUUUCAUCCAGCAGACCUGGGGGAGCUGGUCACAGUGCAUGAAUAGGACCAAGUGGCUCAAAAGAGGGACAUCUUCCUGCAGGCCAGUGCAGGACCUUGGCUUGCGCCCAGGCAGCUGGUGUCCACCACAUGGCUACAUUAAACUGUCCACACCAUCAGGGUCUGCUCCCAUACACUGUGCCAACCCCAUUUCCCGCAGUGACUGCCAGCUCCUCCCUCUCUGCUGGAGAAGCAAAAGCAGGAAGUAAUUGUGUACUGUAAUGCUGUGUGUGCGUGUGUGUGUGUGUGUGUGUGUGUGUGCGUGUGCAUAUGUGUGAAAGAAAUGGUUGUUUUUGUUAACCUACCUCACAGAGCUGUUUUUUGGGGUUUUUGAGUUUUUUUGUAGUUGUUGUUUAUGGUUUUGAAACUUGAAUUUGUCCUGGGAACGCACAGUCUUGCUGAUGCAUUUCUGAGCCAUUGCUUGUGGCUGGGGGGGGGGGAGCUUUAAUUCCUUUAUGAUACUGUAGUUCAGCACAUUUUGGAGCUGACAAGCCAGCCCUUGUUCUACCCUGCAGGAGGAGCCCCUGUUUAAAUGAGCCCUUCACGCAGAAUCUUAGCCUUGCAACACGUAGCAGACUAGCAAUAGCUCUUUGGGUGCUCGACCUGAGACACUUCCAGGGCUCCUGAUCUUCAGAAGGUGGGUGCUAGGCUCUCCCUGGCAAUCAAAACCUUUUAAGAGUGUCUGAGGCAGAGCACUUCAGCUCAUCCACAGCUUGUGAAAAUCCUGACCCUGAGUCUCAUGUUGCGUCUCCUGGGCUCAGUCUAAAAAUGGCUCAGAUGAGUGCUCUGAGGCAGUGUGGUGGGAUGUGGGGGCAGGGAUCAAAAGACCUUUUGGCCCAGUGAUGAUGCUGCCUCAUUCACAGACGGUUUCUGCCUGGCUUUCUCCUUCUGAAAGUGCUGACUUGGCAAUCCAGAAGCAGCUUCUGCCAUGGUGCAGGAGGAGGCUGUUUCAACCGAAGUCAAGGUAUUGGAAAGCGGGACUCUGCAUCUUGAAUGCAUGGUCCCUCUCCCCCUCUCGGCCCCCUCCUUCUUUCACAUUCCCAUAGUCACUGCAGCCACCCAUGAAUGGUGUUUUGUCUGGCAAAAUUCAUUAAGAGAAUAUAUUUGCUAUUUGGCUUUGGGUAACUUUGUCCUAACAAGAGCCUGCUAUGGCACUGUACCUGCCACCACCCUAAGACCAGGAGUAAGGAGGCAGACAAGAAAUCAGUGUUAUAUGGCUCUGCUUGGUUGAGUCAGUCCCAAGCAGAGGCUGUUUCCUAGCUUCUAUGCUAGUUCCCUUGUCUCCUGAUGUCCUUCAAUUGGACCUAAAUAUCCUCACUUACCUGGGGGCAGGUGGUGAAAAUUGUCAGAGCUUCAUCAAUGGAGCCAGAACAGGUGACCCCAGCUGAAGACCUGCCACCUGGGCCUCACUGCAAGGUUCAUAAGCCUCUCAUGAAAAGAGCAGGUCUAGGAGUGUCAUGAAGCUUUGCAAAGGGAGUAAAGGCAAUUCAGAGGAAUGGGACUUCCCCAGCCCUGCAUGCUGCACCUUCUGCAGGUGGCUUUCGGAGCCACUCGCCUCGUUGCCUCCAACACCAGCUCCAAGCUGCUAGAUGUGAUCCUGCUUCCAGACUAGAGGGGGAAGCAGAACACAAAUGCAGUUACCCUAAGGUUAAAAAUGAGCAUUUGGGAGGAAGGAGAGGGCAGAAUAAGUGUUUCCAUGCAGACUUGUCAAAGGGCAAUGACUGACAGCAAAGGCAAGUCUUCAGGGGAAAGAAAGGAAGUGGAAAGGUUGGCAUGUGCAGCAGACUCACAGAAUGGGCGAUCUGGGACAAUCUAUAUGUAGAUCUGCAUCUAUUUAGGGGAAGCAGGUGACAAGCCUAGGACAUCUUUCAGCCAGGAGAUUUCCUCUGCUGGCACCAAAGCCCAGGGGCAUCUUUAGCCUUGCACCUUGCAGACUUAGAGAACACAGUGUGACUUGUACCCACUCCCAGCCAUCUUGUGAUGUGAUAUGCAGGGAGCCAUUUCCCAGGACCCAAUCCUGACUUUGCUGUCUGCCUUAACUGCAUGCAAGUUGGAGAAACCCAGGGAGGUGAUGAGUCUCAGGGUCUGGGGCACACUCCUGCUUGCUCUUGUAACUCAUACCUGUCCUUAUUGCUUCUGAGUCUCUUUACUUCACUCUUCCUGGACCUGCUCUUUCAUCUGAAACCAUCCAAGUGCAGAAUUGAAGAGUGUUGGCUUCCUUCAUCUCCCAGCAGACUGAAGUUUUGCAGCAUGUUUGAUUAUGGGGUGGUUGAGUGCUGGGAGCUGCACCAAGCCCUGCUUGUGGCUGGCACGGAUGGUUACAUGAAGAGCAGGUGGCAGGGACCACUGCAUCUCCCCCUUCUUUCUCAGCACAGGCUGUUGUGCUGUCCUGGAGCUGGGACUUGCUCCAUCCCUCCCAGGUGCACUUGAGGGGAAAGGAUCCCCUCCCAAUGGCCCUACAUCAAGAGUCAGCACAAUGGAGCCAGGGCAUGAGCCCUGCCCUUUCAAUCCAUGGUAUUAUGGCACAAGGUCUUGCUCAGGAGCAGUCUUCUGGUCUUGACUAGCUUUGGGAGGAGUCACGGCCUUUGACUUGGCUCCUGGGGGUCUCUGCCCCAUGAUUCCUCCCAUAGGUUUUCAGAGCACAGCAGCAACCUCCCUUCCCUGUGGAUGCUCUCUGACCCUGGCAUCAAGCAGUGCCAUGAACAGGCCAGGGGACUCCUCUGGGAAGUGCUUGGCAUCAGGGAGCAGAACUAGUACCUUCAUGUUGAAGGUGGUAACUUGGAAGUCUUCAAUGUGCGCAGCACUGCUCAUCUCCCAAGACUCUGCUUUCCUCCUCGUUUUACCGGGUGCAGAAGCGCUGUCCUGCCCCUGUGUAUGCUGCCUCCAUUCCUGGCGUGCCUCAUGCUGGGCAGUGAUCCAGGACCAACCCCCUGAGAGCACAAGAUUCAGACUGUGAACAGGUGACCUGACUCCCAGGCUGCAUCUCCUCGUCUCCUUCCCCCUAUCCACUCUUACUGCCCAUUUAUUUCAUUCUCUGAAUGCUCCUCACCACCGUUUCUCUCUUGGGGAAAACUGGGUUUGGAGGCCCAGGCACGGUGGAGGAAUGAACUUCAUCACUGGCUCUUGGCCAGUACCAAGGUGAGAAACCAUCCUGAGUAGGUCUGACCCCAGGGAAGGUCCUGUCCCAGCAGGCCACUCCUUGAAGUUCUGCCAGUGACUUCCUUUAGCUUUCCACCCUGGAGCUCCAGCAGGCUCUGCAGGCCAGCUUGGUCUCCAACCUGGAGAUUUGUCCACUUCACACUACAGCACCGCUUGAUGUUGAGAUCUUGGUGAUAGGAUAACCCUGCUGCUGCCUGGCAUUUCACGUGUGGGCUGGAAACCCUUUUAAGUAGCCCCACACACAACCCUAGACACCGAAGACAGAACAGGCUCAGCAACAGGAGGCUGACUCCCCCCAUCGCCCUGUCUCAACUGUAUAAAUGUUGCCAAUAGCAGGUGCCUUUUCUUGCCCUGAGGUGUUUUUAUAGAGGCCAGCCCUUGCUCAAAUUUUCAUUUCUUGGGGUUGUAAGACCCUGCAGAUCCAUCUGUGUUAAGCAUAGCACAAGGUAUGUGUAUAUAUUUUAUACUGUAAGGUAUUCCUGUAAAUAGGGUAAGGUAUUGAAGCCUCAUGAUGUACAUGGUUUUCCAAUGGACGUGUUUGUUCCUUUCCUUUGUCUUCAUAAAUAAAAUGCAUCAAAUGGAAA
This is a messenger RNA of Alligator mississippiensis (American alligator), 12271 nucleotides long. RefSeq names its product kinesin family member 21B (gene KIF21B). NCBI's taxonomy places the organism in Eukaryota, Metazoa, Chordata, Crocodylia, Alligatoridae. The record is from RefSeq and is a predicted model, not a curated record. The transcript is spliced from 35 exons. Bases 121 to 4998 code for a protein of 1625 amino acids. Gene Ontology annotation, biological process: microtubule-based movement; mitotic spindle organization. Gene Ontology annotation, molecular function: microtubule binding; ATP binding; microtubule motor activity.